AUGUUGGGAAAAUGCUAUCGAAGCAAAGGAGAUUUACGCAGUGCACUUGACUUUUCUACCAAAGCACUAGAAAUGAAACAGCGCCUACUACCGAGCGGACACUGGCUGAUCGCUGAUACAUUCAAGAAUAUUGGUUUAGUUUAUAAUGAUUUAAAGGAUUACGACAAAGCCCUAAUCUAUUAUUUUGAUGCACUUGAAAUUUUUGAAAAAACGUUACCACCUACACAUCGACAAAUGCCUGAUAUGUUUCGUGUGAUUGUAAAAGCCUACAGUGGAAAAGGAGAUUACGAAGCAGCAUUAAGUUUCUCCAAAAAGAAAUUGGAUGUCUUAAACGGAGAAUUAGAUGAAACACAACCAUCUAUCGGGAGAUUACUUUCUACUACCGGCGAUAUUUAUCGAGAAAGUCAUGAUAAUGUUAAAGCUCUCGCCUACUACGAAAAAGCUUUAACGAUAUUGGAAAAGUGUAGCCCACCCGAAGAAAAACAGAUUUGGUACUGCCUACAGCAUGUUGGUGAUCUUCAUGCAGAGAAUGAAAGCUUCCAACUGGCACUAAAUUCUUAUUCUAAACAGUUAGCUAUUGGACGUAGAAUGUAUUUGUCUGAUAAUUCACGUGUUGGAAUCACUCUUCGUAACAUUGGUAUGAUGAACUUUAAGCUCAAAAAUUACGAAGAAGCCAUGAAAUAUUUAGAAGAGGCUCGACAAAUCUUUCAAUCCAAAUCUCCCGAUGAUCAUGAAGAAGGCAACGAAACUUUAAAAGAUAUCCAUGAAGUUAAAAAAGCACAAAAGACAAGCUGA
Molecule: messenger RNA, 795 nt
Organism: Rotaria sp. Silwood1
Lineage: Eukaryota; Metazoa; Rotifera; Eurotatoria; Philodinida; Philodinidae
Source: the annotation of a GenBank genome assembly